Molecule: messenger RNA, 1984 nt
Organism: Closterium sp. NIES-67
Lineage: Eukaryota; Viridiplantae; Streptophyta; Zygnematophyceae; Desmidiales; Closteriaceae
Source: the annotation of a GenBank genome assembly
CAUAUGGUAGCAGUCGGAAGUUUUUACACGCUCCCUACAUCCAGCCAUACCCUCGUCUCUGGUCCUUAGCUCUGUGUUGCUACGUACCCUCCGUCCGCCCGCUCCGUACUCUCGGUUCGCGUCGCACUCCUUGUAUCGAGCGGUACCUCCGGUCGCCGCAGUGGCGCCGUUCCUUGGUCGACUCCUUUUCUAUCGCCCGCCUGUUUCCUCGGUCGCAUGUUCAACUUUCCACCAGCGCGUGUUAGUGAGCCGAUGAACUCGCAGUCCUCACUUUAAGGCGCCUCAGAAAUACCGUCCGCCUGUCCUCUCGGUCGCAUUUUCCACCAGCGCGUGUUGGUGAACACGCGGCGGUGCUUGCUUUGGCCGUCAUCGCAUCGCGAGCCGUCGUAUAGCGUCGCAACCUGUCGCACGGCGUCGCAUUUCACUAUUUCGUCGUCGCUUUCGUCGCCAGCCUAUCGCGCGACGACGAGGACGUGUCGCCAGGCGUGCGAUGGACCCCACUCAGCGAAGCGCCAUCGUCAUCGAUAAUGGCUCCGGGUUCACCAAGAUGGGGUUCGGCGGUAACUUGGAGCCCAGCUUUGUCAUCCCCACAGUAGUUGCCUGCCACGACUCGUUUGCUGGUUCCGCUGCUCUGGCGGCUCCUGCAGCCAAUCCCGUGUCGCCAGCUCAGCAGCAGCAGCAGGCCCACGUGGCAGCGCUCAUGGCUGACCUGGACGUCCACGUGGGCGAGGCGGCGUACGCUGCCGUGCGAUCUGGGCCGUACAAGCUGACGCACCCAGUGCAGAGAGGUCAGAUAGAAGCGUGGGAUGCGAUGGAGCACCUGUGGCAGCAGGCGCUCUUCAAGCACCUGCGGGUGGAGCCAGAGGAGCACGUGCUGCUGCUGGCGGAGAGCCCGCUCACCCCGCCGGAGCACCGAGAGUACAUCGCAGAGAUCAUGUUCGAGACCUUCAAUGUGGCUGGGCUAUACAUGGCGAGUCAACCCUCCCUUGCUCUCACUGCGGCAAACACUGCAGCUCAGGUCCCAAUGACCGGCGUGGUCGUAGACGCUGGCUUUGGCUCAGCCUCCGUGGUGCCAGUGGUGGAGGGCUAUGUGCUGGGGGGCAGCUCCCGAUCGAUGCCCGUUGGGGGCGCUCACUCCACGGCCUUUGUUCAACAGCUGAUGCGGGAUCGAGGGGAGCCGGUGCCAGUAGAGGAGGCAACGGAAGUGGCGAGGAGAGUGAAGGAAACCUACGGAUACACAUGCUCUGACCUUGUCAAGGAGUUCACGAAGCACGACAGAGAGCCGUCAAGGUACCGCAAGGUGUGGACAGCCACCAACGCCCGCACCAACACGCCCUACCGCUGCGACGUGGGGCACGAGCGGUUCCUGGCAGCUGAGGUCUUCUUCUCCCCUGAGAUUGCUGUCAGCAACGUGGGCACGUCGCUAGCUGAGCUGGUGGAUGCUGCUGUGCAGACGGCAGCUAUCGACACAAGGCGCUCCCUUUACAAGAACAUAGUCCUAUCCGGUGGCUCUACCAUGUUCAAGGACUUUGGCCGCCGGUUGCAGAGAGACGUGAAGAAAGCCAUUGAGGCCAGGAUGGCUGGCUCUGCUUCUAGUGAGCCCAAGGCAUCGGACAUAGAGGUCACGGUGGUGUCACACCAUCUGCAGGAGUAUGCCGUGUGGUUCGGGGGCUCGGUUGUCGCCUCCUCGCCAGGCUUCCAAGGGGUGUGCACCACACGCGCUGCGUACUUGGAGCACGGGCCAAGCGUGUGCCGAGCCAACAGGAUGAUCAGUGCCUCGUUGUCGUAACACCUUGUGUUUGAGUGUUUCACUAUUGAGCGCUGACUUGUUUUGGACGGGUCUGGCUGGCUUGAUUACGUUUAAAGCAUUUGCUCCUUUGUAUCCAAAGAACACACUGCUCUUAACGUAGGAUUGAAUGUCGAAAGAAAAAACGUACAAGGGUAUAAAGUGUUGUACCCUCUAAGAUACGAACCUAAACAGUCA